Paraphaeosphaeria sporulosa is the source of this 1995-nucleotide messenger RNA. RefSeq lists its product as uncharacterized. Gene Ontology annotation, biological process: regulation of DNA-templated transcription. NCBI's taxonomy places the organism in Eukaryota, Fungi, Ascomycota, Dothideomycetes, Pleosporales, Didymosphaeriaceae. The coding region runs from base 1 to 1995 and encodes 664 amino acids. Gene Ontology annotation, molecular function: DNA-binding transcription factor activity. The record is from RefSeq and is a predicted model, not a curated record. The transcript is spliced from 2 exons.
AUGCAGAGGCCGUUUGCACUCGACACACCGCUUCUUGCGCAAAACGCGGGGACGAGGAUUGCGCCGCUCGAUCGCAUCUGGAUCUGGUGUUCUGCGAACGCGCGGAGUCGGUGCGCGGACGUGGAGAAUUCGCCAUGGGUUGCGACCACGCGCGUCGCCAAGGAGAGAGCUGUCCUCUUGGGCCGCGCGCGCAGCAAGUCGGAGUUGCAGCAGCCCAAAGGGCGUUCGUUUGCUCCGCCCUCUUUUCCCGUCGGCGUUUUGGUCGUUAUUCCGCAGAGCGCAGGUUUAGCGGGUCGCAAGCAGGGCCACCGGCUCCGGGCCUCAGCUGGCCCAGCAGCUAGGGUGCGCCGGCUGCUGAUUCGCGCCCUACUUGUCGAAAAGUUGAUGCCUGAUGUUGGCACCGCCAGUGGCGCGCGGCGCGGCCGCCCGCUUUGUGCUGCCCUCUGCCUCGCCAUGCACCGCGCGGCGGGCGAGGGCGAGAGGCCGCUGUUGGGCCCUGUGGUUGCUGCUGCCCACGAGCGCAGCCGUCGCGCAGCCGGGGACCGCUACGGCGCGAUGGGCAAGGGCGUCCCAGCGGGCCAGCGUCGAGGGCGCGGCGGCGGGCGCUGGUUGGCUGCGUGCGGGCGCCGGUGCGAGACAUCCAUGCCGCAGCUCGCGUCUCUGGCUCGCAACCAACAUAAUGGCUGCCUUUUAGCCCCCUUCCCAGCUCCCAGUCGACGCACAGCCGACACCUUGGAUUCCUCAACCAUUCACCACCUCCCCACUCAACCCACAACCUCAGAGCCUUCCUUUUUGGAACCUCUGAACUACAGCCCCGCCCAGUGCAGCUUUAGUUCGCCGUCACCUUCCAACCCCCCGUUCGACUUUACGUCGUCCACCACGGCUUCUCACCAGUCAACAUGGCUUCCCUCACCAGCUCCCCACGCCUCGCGGCAACCAACCAAUACGUCCCACACCGACUUCGCGCCUCCGCACAACGACUUCGUGCUCUACGACCAGCCGGCUCAAGCCCCUCUUCGGCCGCAUCGUGCACCGAGCGCUCCGCAACCUGGGCCUCUGUUUAACGCAACCCCGCCCUUCUACGCAAACUCAGCGCCUACAUCAACCAUAGCUUUCCCGCAGCCACAGUCACAACAACGUCCACCGGUCCCCUUGUUCAACAGCUCUAGCAACAGCAUUCCCCAGAUCCACCAGAACAGCAACGUCGCAGCCAUGGCAGGUAGGACUCACGCUGUUCUUGCACAUCAGAGGCACAGGCUCACGCUCCGACCAGACUUGAACAGCAGCAACUCGUUCGACUCUGGGGCCAGCCUCUUCGCUGGCCUCCAGCACGAAGUCUCUUGGGAGGCGCCCUUGAACGCCUUCACCACCGUCAACCCCCACUCGGUGUCGAGCUCUACGCGCACAGUGUCUCCCAAGGACAUCUUCGCGGACCCGUUCCAGUCUGCGCCUCCUUCGACGACCUUCACAAACAUGACUUCCCCAGACAUUGACCAGUCGCCCUUCAUCACCGACAGCUUUGAGACCUCGCCCAUGUUCCAGGGCGACGCCUACAUGCCCACCGACAAUUGGUUCUCUCUCUUCCCAGAGGAGGACAACAAGGGUGCCGCGCCAGCCGUUGCUGCUCCUCUAGUCGCUCCCGCCCUCGAGCGCACUGUCAGCAGCAACACGACCAAGUCUAGCGGCUCUAGCGUCAACUCGCCUGUUGUCAUGUCUGCCAACUCUCACCGAAGGAAGUCGUCUGUCAACGGCUCUCCCGUCACGAAUGCAUCAAUUACUAAGCCCCGUCGCCGGAAAGGACCUCUUCCCACCAUCAUGGUGGAUCCCAAUGACAAGGUUGCCUUGAAACGAGCUCGCAAUACGCUUGCAGCUCGUGACUCGCGUCAACGUAAGUUCGACCAUGUCAACACUUUGGAAAAGCGCAAUGCAGAGCUCGAGGCGGAAGUGGAGAAGUGGAAGCAGAUCGCCUAUGCUCAGGGUUAUUCCGGAUCAUGA